AUGGAUAUGACGGAGUUAGGAUCGUGUUUAGACGAGAUCCCGCUAGGUGCUCGUUGUAGUUGUGUAUCUUUCGGCGAUUCUCAGGCAAAGAGUUCCGUGUGCAGAGCUAGCGAUGAACAGGGUUGUGCCAUCUGGUUCGAUUUUGAGCAGCCGGCGGGUAACUGGCUGCCCGUUCAGAUUGAGUUGGUCGUCGGGAAUUUCGCUUGGGAUUCAGAAGCUGGCCUCUCAACUGAAACGUUUGCGACUGAGGAGCCCGAAGACUGCAACUGUCUAACAUUAGGCCAGAAUGACGGGACCGUACCCUCAUGCUAUAAUGUGAACGUUACUGAUAAUAUGCAGCGGGUAAUGAGGUCGAACGACCGAGAGCAAAUUGACAUCGUCAAUUUGAACCAGAGCCGUUCACUUAACUCCACCGUACUAGUCAGAUUUAAUUCCACCGACUUGUGUCAAGACAUUCACAAUUUUCGAGUAAGCAACAGAUACCUUACCAUGAAUGCAUUAGAGCCGUCACUGAACUCAAUGACUGACCUUCAUGGACUCCUAAUCAUCAUUAUAUUAUUCCUUGCCACUGGUGGCAUAUGA
Gregarina niphandrodes is the source of this 582-nucleotide messenger RNA. RefSeq lists its product as hypothetical. The record is from RefSeq and is a predicted model, not a curated record. Bases 1 to 582 code for a protein of 193 amino acids. NCBI's taxonomy places the organism in Eukaryota, Apicomplexa, Conoidasida, Eugregarinorida, Gregarinidae. The transcript is spliced from 2 exons.